CAUUGAAUGUGGUCGACUGUCACCUUUAUCUCAUAAUCAAAUUCCACAAGAAUCGGGAUAAAGGUUAACGAACGGCAUUGUUUUAGCAGCGUCGUUUUUGUGAAGAUCUGCGGGAAGAAGAGAGGGGAGAAACUUUUUGCGAUCGUUUUAAAAGCGUGCGCAAAGACAGACUCACCAAAGGCAUCGGCUUCCGAUGUGACAAAUGUCAGAUAUUUUGUAAGGGCGGAGGAAAAUUCUGUGGAGCGUUUUGAUAAGAGUUGACGCGAUCUUUGAAGGAGUUUACCGACAGGUUGCAUGGCUUAUUGGCGCUUGCGACACGUCUCAAGCCACGGCACGCGACGGAGCGACCAACAAGAGCGCGUUCUUUCAGACCAUUAGGCAGCAGCAUCGCUAGAUGAGCUAUCUAGAGACUUGGUGCAUCAUCCUCUUCACGUUUGUUGCAACGCCAGAGACUUGAGACUUCCGCGCAGCGACUGGCUUGAACUCCAGUCGAAGAAGAAGGCGGAGUCUUAACUUAUUAAAAGGAACUCGCCGAAGCACGGUCGCAAAUAUGAUGAUGAUGUCUCUGAACAGCAAGCAGGCGUUCGCCAUGCCUCACACCAGUUUGGCCGAACCCAAGUACUCCAGCUUGCAUUCUUCGUCCUCCUCUACUCUGACUUCCAACGCGCCCUCGUCCUCCUGCUCCUCGUCCAGACACAGCAGCACGAUCAGCAGCAGCGGCGGCGGCAGCUCGGAGGCGAUGCGCCGAGCAUGUCUCCCAACCCCACCGAGCAAUAUAUUCGGCGGAUUGGAUGAGAGUUUGUUGGCCCGCGCGGAAGCUCUGGCGGCGGUGGAUAUAGUCUCGCAGACCAAAAGCCAUCAUCACCCACCUCAUCACAGCCCCUUCAAGCCGGACGCAACCUACCACACCAUGAACACGCUUCCGUGCACCUCCUCGUCCUCCUCGUCGUCCGUGCCCAUCUCGCACCCGUCAGCUCUGGCGAGCCAUCACCACCACCAUCACCAUCACCAUCACCAGCCGCACCAAGCACUGGAGGGCGACCUGCUGGACCACAUCACCCCGGGACUGGCCCUUGCCGGAGCCAUGGCCGGGCCAGACGGCUCGGUGGUCUCCACGCCUGCGCACCCUGCCCACAUGGCAGGCAUGAACCACAUGCACCAAGCUGCCAUCAACAUGGCUCACGCCCAUGGGCUGCCAUCCCACAUGGGCUGCAUGAGCGACGUGGACGCAGAUCCCAGGGACUUGGAGGCAUUCGCUGAGCGCUUUAAACAGCGUAGGAUCAAACUCGGCGUGACCCAAGCGGAUGUAGGGUCAGCGCUGGCCAGCCUGAAGAUUCCUGGCGUUGGCUCUUUAAGCCAGAGUACCAUCUGCCGGUUUGAAUCGCUCACGUUGUCCCACAACAACAUGAUCGCCCUGAAGCCCAUCCUGCAAGCCUGGCUGGAGGAGGCAGAAAAGUCGCAUCGGGAGAAACUCAACAAACCCGAGCUCUUCAACGGGGCCGAGAAGAAGAGGAAGCGGACCUCCAUCGCGGCCCCCGAGAAAAGGUCCCUCGAAGCGUACUUUGCUAUUCAGCCGCGUCCAUCCUCAGAAAAAAUCGCAGCAAUCGCAGAGAAGCUGGACCUCAAAAAGAACGUAGUGCGGGUCUGGUUUUGCAACCAGAGGCAGAAACAAAAACGCAUGAAAUACUCGGCCUGCGUCUAGCUCGAGCAGAAGACCAACACAACGUGUCGAGAGACUCCUAAAACUGUUUAGAGACGAUUUGUAAAAUAUUUCUUAUCUCACACCUUUUUCAAUCAUCAAUAACUUGUGCAUUGAAGCAACAUUUCAUGACAUUCAAAAGAGACAUUUGAAAAUACCAAAUCACUGUCACGCAUUACGCAAAGGGGAUGUGGAAUCAUUUACAGGAUCGUUUGACUGAUCAAGUAAGACCAUUCGUUUUUCCUCACUUAUUCUAGCACACUUUCCAUAUGAGAGGAGCAAGACUUUUAAAGCCUCAACCAGACAGCCUGCCUGAAGCUAAAAUAACACAUUUUAUUCAUUUACCAGAAAGUGUUGUGUAUCAAGCUACACAAAACUCCAGUAAUUCCAAACUGAUCAACCUGAGGGAGAAAAAACAAACUAAAAAAAACUUCAGGUCAAAACGAGGACAGUGUUUUUCAUUUGAAAUAAUUCUCUCUCAGCAUGUCACGCUUCAAUCUGGUGUUAAAUCAGGGUUUAUAACUGAAAACAGAGGAAAUCACCCAUUAAAUCCAGGAACAAUUCUGCAACACUAUUAGAUAUCCAAACUGCUCCUUGUAAAUGAUUGAUUUAGCUGUUACAUGCAUAAUUUUGUCUGUCGUUUUCUUAAUUACACUUCUGUGAUUUUAUAAAUGAUGAACCUAUAGCCUACAAUUAGGCAAUGGGCGAUGAGAAUAUCCAUAUUUUUCUUGUGAAGGCAUAAGGAUUUAGGACGUAAAUUUGCUAUACCUGACCUCUUAGUUAUUAAAAUAGCACAUAUUGGAUAAACUGAACACGAGGGGAGGCUUAAUUGUUUUCUUUUUUUGGUAAGGGGAUUUAUUCAGCCAAAUAUCUGUUGCAAUACGCCUGCGCUCUAACGUGGCUAUGUUUCUUAUGAACUAUUUAUCAUGUGAGGUAAUGUUUACUUCAUUACAUAUUUAUUGGGAUUCCCUCCACGUUUUUGCUUGAGAAAAUCAUAUUGAGACAACAAGGAAAACGUGGCCCUCUGCAAACAGGGAAACUGCUUGAAACAGGCCACUUUUAUUUAUUCAUGUUUUUCGUUCUUCUGACGGCACAAUCGAGAGAUAUAUGAGAACAUUUUCUUUUAAAUUAUUUUCAUGUGUGUUAUCUGCUUAUUUAUUUGUAAAAAUAUACGCGUAUAAUUAUGGAGUCGUUGCUUGUUAAAUUCACCAUGUUUAGUAAUGUUUUCUUAUUGAAAAAGAUGAAUUCCAUGGAGGCAUUCACGUAAAAUGUAAAUAUCUCAUUUGGACAUACACAUAAAAUAUCCGUACAGGUAUUUGCUGUAUUGCUGUUUUAGCUGCGGUAACUGUAAUGUCUGUUGCUUUAGGUUUAAUUGUCGGGAUCGGUUUAUUAAUUUAUUACAUCGAUGUAUAUUUAAGUUACUAUUUGAUA
This is a messenger RNA of Danio aesculapii, 3130 nucleotides long. It is a transcript of the gene pou4f2, whose product is annotated as POU class 4 homeobox 2. The coding region runs from base 551 to 1702 and encodes 383 amino acids. The transcript has 2 exons. NCBI's taxonomy places the organism in Eukaryota, Metazoa, Chordata, Actinopteri, Cypriniformes, Danionidae. The record is from RefSeq and is a predicted model, not a curated record. Gene Ontology annotation, molecular function: RNA polymerase II cis-regulatory region sequence-specific DNA binding; DNA-binding transcription factor activity, RNA polymerase II-specific. Gene Ontology annotation, biological process: regulation of transcription by RNA polymerase II.